Molecule: messenger RNA, 665 nt
Organism: Choloepus didactylus (southern two-toed sloth)
Lineage: Eukaryota; Metazoa; Chordata; Mammalia; Pilosa; Megalonychidae
Gene: ALKAL1
Product: ALK and LTK ligand 1
Exons: 5
Coding region: 167-589 (140 amino acids)
Biological process (GO): positive regulation of ERK5 cascade; positive regulation of ERK1 and ERK2 cascade
Molecular function (GO): receptor tyrosine kinase binding; receptor signaling protein tyrosine kinase activator activity
Source: RefSeq, a predicted model, not a curated record
ACUGCAGGGCCAGAAAGGCGCGGGUAUCCGGAAGUUUCCUGCCGGCAGGUGUAUCCAGAACUCGGUGCGCCCGGACCCACUGCCCUCCCGGGGCCCCGGCCGUCUUGCACCCAGGCCAGCCCGGCGACGACCUUCCGAAGUCUCCUCUCUGCUGCAGACGCUGACUAUGCGGCCCGCCGGGUGUCCUCCGCUGCUCGCGCUCCUCCUGCUGGCGCUGGCUUUGUCCCCGCACGGUACCCAGGGACGGCCAAGGGGCCGCCGGGGAGCAGGGGUCGCGGCCGGGGAGCCGAAGCCGUCGCUUUUCCUCCCAGCGCGCGGGGUCGGUCGUGCCCCAGCGCCCCUGGUCCAUGCCGCAGCCUCCCCGGCGCUCGGCGUCCCCAGGAGCUCAGAAAUAUCCCUAAGAGAUUUGAACUUAAAGGACAAAUUCAUAAAGCAUUUCACAGGGCCAGUCACAUUUUCAGCGGAAUGUAGCAAACAUUUCCAUAGACUGUAUCACAACACCAGGGAUUGCUCAACGCCAACUUAUUACAAAAGAUGCGCUAGAUUGCUAACAAGAUUAGCGGCCAGUCCACUGUGCACACAGACAUAGGAAAUUUAACUCGUGAGCGUUUUUCAAGAAUGUAAAUCUACUUUGAAAAAAAAGUGCCUGGAGUUAUACUGACUGC